AUGAGAAGAACCGAUUUUAAAAGGUUCCUCUCGUCCUAUCAAGCGGCACUUGGGGCUUCUAUUCCUGCAUCAGAGUUGCCAUUCGAUAAUAAAUGUUUUGAUCUGCAGUAUGUGCUAGAACACCGUGAUCAGAACUCCGAGAAACCUGAUGACACGAUCGUGCCCGGCACAGACACUGCCGCUUCACACGUUUCUAGCUCCUUACACGACCAUGUCUCUGCUCUCUGUCGACCCGUAUUAUAUGCCGCUCUGGCACAUUGCGACCGCGAGCCGCGUGGUCAUAAAUAUGAGCGCACCCCUGAGAAAGUGCUUCCUAGUAUGGAACCAGCUCCUUUUAAGUGGGCUCGACCAUUUGGCGAGGUAGAAAACAAAAUACGCGCUCUUCUACCACAACUUGAAAACUGGUUAAAUGGAACGCUUCCGUCAUCUAUGCCAGGCGAUAGCCAUUCGGACGACUCUGGCAUCCUCCUACCAACUGUGGAUAUUGAUAUCCCCCUCGCCCCCAUCCGGGACAUGCUAUACGAAGGUGUAUGA
This is a messenger RNA of Aspergillus affinis, 534 nucleotides long. RefSeq lists its product as uncharacterized. The record is from RefSeq and is a predicted model, not a curated record. NCBI's taxonomy places the organism in Eukaryota, Fungi, Ascomycota, Eurotiomycetes, Eurotiales, Aspergillaceae. The transcript has 2 exons. Bases 1 to 534 code for a protein of 177 amino acids.